Bactrocera oleae (olive fruit fly) is the source of this 4582-nucleotide messenger RNA. Its product is annotated as neurofilament medium polypeptide. NCBI's taxonomy places the organism in Eukaryota, Metazoa, Arthropoda, Insecta, Diptera, Tephritidae. The record is from RefSeq and is a predicted model, not a curated record.
UCACGAAUUGUCAUAAGCAGGCUCACCAAUUAUUUGAUUUAUUGAUUUUUCACCAUUUUCACGACCUGUGUGGAAGCAAUCGCCACUUCAGUUAUGUCGGGGCGUGGUGGUACUUUGCUUUACGCCUUGCUUUUUGUUUUCCAACCACCCAACUACCCAGCCAUUCAAUCGCACAACACACUUGAGCGUUAUCAGACUUGUACAUCCGCACAAAUUUAGCGCAGUCAAACAAUUACACACACACUAUACAUAUAUUUGCGCACACAGAUACACACACAUAUGAAAGUGGUUUAACAAAUGUGCUCAUUCGCUUUGUAGUCGCGCAAGCAAGACCGUAGUGUGUAGAUACAAAAAAUUUUAAACCUGCACAAAGGAUACGCUUUUCAACAAAGAAAUACUCACAAAAUUUCAUCGGGAAAUUGUAAAAGCUUUAUUUUAUUUAAAAAAAAUAUAUAUAUUAAGUAAAUUUCUGUGGGAAUAAUAAAUCGAUUUGAAAUGCGCGCACAUUUUGCUGGUGAUGUUGCCAUAGUUGAGGCACCAAAAGAUGCUGCUGACGAUAGCAUUGAUAAAAUUGAGGCCGAGGCGGAACCGUUGGAUGCACGUAUCGAUGAAUUCAAACUGGACACCAAGAAUAUGGAAGUCGUCUCAGAGUUUAUAGACGAUGUGCUACAAAAAGCCGAGACAGAGGCGGAAAAGCAGCAGGAUGCGAAAAGUGACAAAGCUUCGCAACAGCAGCCAAAGGAGAAAACGCGUCAGAGUUUUACUAUACCAGAUUUCAAGAACGGUAAGAUGGUGAACCGCGCGCGCGGUUUGGUGGUACGUCUAUUCGAUGCUAUCUGCAAUUGCGCCAACACGGCUGCGGGACCGGCGCAACGCAUAAAGUUGCGCGCCAAGCGUGCAGCCUCAGUAGCCACAGCGCCAGCCACGGAGAAUGGCACAGAGGGUAAAAAGCACGAGGUGAAUGGCAAGGAGAAGAAGAGCGACAAGAAGCAGAAAGAUGCCGGCAAGACACCGAAAGGCGAAGCUGUCGAGGAAGCUGCCGCCGCAACUGCAGCAGCUGAAGAGGAGCCAAAGCAAGCGGAAGCUGAUGAGCCAGAUAAGCAGCAGGAGCUAGCAACUGAUAAGCAGUAAUUUGCGCAAUUGUGCGGUUAAUGCGUGUGAGUAAUGAGUAAACAUUGCCAAUAAUUUAAUUUCGAUUGCUUUAAGGAGUGAGUUCGAACGUUGCAUAAUGUGCGUUGGGCGGAAAAGUCGCAUUCGCUGUGGUGGGGGCGUACCGUACUUUUGAGUGGUACGCAUUUAAAGCUUAGCAGAAAGCAUUUAAUAUAUGACUGUAAACGGAAAGUUGUUGCAAAAAUAAUAAUUUUAAAUGAAAGUCAAUUUCGUAGCAUUUAUGUGUUUAGGCAUACAGAGCCAUGCUCAUAUAUAAUACAAGAUAUGUAUGUUUGUAAGAAGAGCAUAUGUAUAUACCUAUACUAUUGUACUACCACACCUUCCAUUUAUAAAAGCUCACCACCAAACGAAUUCGACUUGCCGAUCCACCCAAACGGCUAACAGCAAGAACUCACGCCGCUAUAAUCUAUAUGUAAUUGCCGUACUUACUAAGUAAAAUAACAUAAAGGAAACAGCUUAGAACCACUCAAUGGUUUUCCAAGCUCAAGUGCAGCUCAAAUGUUGUAUUUAAUUUGCACAACUAUAUAAAUAAACAAUAAAAAACGCUUAACAACCAUUAAAAUCAUAAUAAUAAUAUUAAAGCUCAAUCGAUGUCAUUAAAAUCACAUACCUUUAUAGCAUACCCAUUUAAGCCAUGCCCACAUUUCGACCGUUUAUUGACAAAGCUACCACCGCUCAAAAGAGACUUUUUUCUCAAAACUCUAUAUACAAGUAUUAGUAAUCAAGUAGUUAUUGCAUUGGCUGAGUAGCGUUUGUUUCCAAAUGAAACACGACUUAGAAGUGACUUAUCAAAAAUAAUGGUCGUACGGCUUGAAAGCUAUACAAAAUGAGGUAUUCAUAUUAUAGAACUAGAAAAGUGGUUGUUCCAAUCGAAAAAAGCUCAAAUGAAACUUUUUACCGAUCAUUAGAAACUGUUUUGAGGUUUGAAAAGCUUUUUUGUUUGCUUUUUUGUCUUACAUGUUAUAAUAAUUCCUUCACAAGCAUAGCCUUUGAGUCUUUAAAUAAAAAAGAGUGAGAAGAGUGGGGUGAGAGUGAGAGAGUUAUGACAGCAGAAAAGCGAGCUAUGACAGUUUAGUUAUAAAAGCUCGUCCACGAAAACUCAAUGAAAAAUAUUUAUAACGGUGAAGAGUUAAGAUUAUUAGAAACUUUUUAGAGGUUUGAAAACUUUUUGUUUGAAAAGAGAAGCUUUGGCAAUCUAGCUACAAUAGCUUGUUCAAGAAAUCUCAAUGAAAAAUUUUUAAAAUGAUGAGGAGCUAAGAUCAUUAGAGACUCUUUGCAGGUUUGAGAAGCUUUUUUGUCACAUGCUUACUCCUUGAAUGAGAGUAAAACAGAAAGUUAUCAUAGCAGAAAUAAAGGCUUUGGCAAGUUAGCUAUAAAAGCUGCAAAAAGCUCAAUGGAAAAUAUUUUCGACGCUGAUGAGCGUGUAAUUAUGUUAUUUUGCUGUUGUUUCAACUAGCAUUAAUAUGUGUCUAUUUAAAUUAUCGAGCGUUUAACGGUAAUUAAAACAAAAAGCUCAUAAUAAAGCUUUUUAACAUGCUAAGUCAUUUGCUGUGGUUGUAUUUUAAUUAAAUGCUGUUCAGACAUUUGUGUUUCGCAAAAAUUGCUACUUUUUUGGAAAGUACAUAAUCCAAAGUACUUAUCUAGGUUUCAAAAUCUUCUUCGGUAAAAAAAAUAUUGAACUAUUUUAAAAUAUAACCAAAAUAUAUAUCUGUAUAAAUUUGGAAACAAACAGCAUAUCAAAAACUACGACCAACAAAUAUCCACCUAACUGAUUUUUACCUAUUACCACAAUUUUUAUAUCUAACGGUUUAUUAACCAACUUACAUACAUACAUCUAUCUAAUGAGGGAAUUAAAAGAGCACACAAUCAAUGUAUUUUCUAACUAAUAAACUUCUUAUACAUGCAUACAUAUUUACAUGCCUACAUAUAUAUAAUCUCAAUCUAAUAUAUUUACUAGUUAAGUGAUAAUUACUAAUUAAUUACAUACAAUUAGCGGAUAUGAAAUAAAUCGGUGUAAAUGUUGUAUGUAGUUAACAUAUAACACUUGAUGUGACUUUAUGUGUGUGUAUGUAAUAUUGAUAAUAAAACUAGUUAGAUUUGAGCAUUCAUAUGAAACAUAUAUAGUAUACCAUAUACAUAUGUUUUUGUAUGUAUGCGAACAUAACCUAAAUUACAAAAUUGCGUCUAACAAAACCCCAAUGUGUACUGAUUUUAUGAAAGCCACUUAAUUUAUGUGAUUAAUUUUUUGUACCGGCUUAAAUAAGACACUGUACUAUUACAGUGUGCACACUCACAUACAAAUGAAUAUACGUAUAAAUGUAUAGGUUAUAAAAAAGGCGAAACAACUGCAAAAAUUUUCACUUUAAGAACAGUAGUCUGAGUAGAUGUUAUGCAAAAUUUACACUGAAAAAAACUGGUAACAAAUUUUUAAUUAAUGAAAAAAAACAAAAAAAUUUUGUAAGGCGAAAUUUUUGGGACAGACUUAAAGAAAUAAUCAUGUUGUAUAACUUCUUUAUAAAUGUGCAUAUAUGUAUGUAUUAUGCUAAAAACCAAAAGUUUCGGUAAAUUUUUUAUUUUGUACUCUGCAUAUAUAAACUUUAAUGCCUAAUAACAAUAAAAUAUUUUAAUAAGCAUUGGUCUACGGUUUGUGCUUAAAUGCUACCCAAUAUUUUAAUAAUUUGUAUCUAAAAACAAGAACAACAACAAAUAUAUUGUUCGUUGUAUAUUUUAGUCCUAUGUGUCCUUAAAGUUGUUAAGUUUGCUAAAUGAAUUAUUUUUGUUGCGAAUCCCUGUGAUUAAAUGCCUGAGAAUUAUAUUGUUAUGUGCUAAUAAAAAUAAAAAUAAUAAAGUUUAACAUUAAAAAAAAUAUAAAUGCUUAUUUAAGCUUAUUUCAUAUCAUACUUUGUUAAAAAACUAAUAUUUUGAAUUUUUUAUGCCAAGCGUAUAAUUGCAAGUGGUAAAUGCUUAAUUGAACUCUCUAACCAUGAUCUCUAAGCAGUUUUUUAUACUUUAAUUAAAUUUUUUUUCUUUAAUUUUUCUCAACAAUUGCAAGUAAUUGAAAUUAUUAUUUUCCAAGACGUUUGUUUACUUUUAUUUUUUUUUCAAAUCUUACAAUUAAAAUAACAAUAAAACUAUAAUAUGACUUACGUAUAUGGAAUUGGUGUAGUAUUUUAUAACAAAAAAAUAUAAGCAAAAUAUAAAACUGUAAGCAAUGUUUCAUGAAAGGCAUAUAAAUAAAUCUAAAUUGUUGUAAUAACAUAUUUCUAAAAUAAAAUAUGCAAUAAAUUUCAAAUAAAUGUAAACACAAUGUUCGAAUUACUCUCCAAUAGUUUAUGAUAAGUUCUGGUGAGUAUGCAAAUACUUCUACUAUACAUCAUGGGUGUUCUACUUUCCCUCUUACGUGAAGACUCUA